Molecule: messenger RNA, 360 nt
Organism: Penicillium macrosclerotiorum
Lineage: Eukaryota; Fungi; Ascomycota; Eurotiomycetes; Eurotiales; Aspergillaceae
Product: CGR1 family protein
Exons: 3
Coding region: 1-360 (119 amino acids)
Source: RefSeq, a predicted model, not a curated record
AUGUCCUCCAAUGCUCCUACGGUGCCCGCGACAACCGCGACGGUCCCACCAGCCAAGGGCAUGCGCAAGAACGGUAAAAACUGGCAUGACACCAAGAAGGCCUUCCGCCCUACCGCGGGCUUAACAGCAUAUGCGAAGCGCAAGGAGGCCCAUAAGAACCAGCAAGCUGUUAAGGAACUGGAACGUGAAAUGAGGGAGGAGAAGGAGGCCGAGCGUCAAGCUCAAAUCCAACGCAUCAAGGACCGACGAGCAGCUAAGGAAGAGAAGGCUCGCUAUGAGAAGAUGGCAGAGAAGAUGCAUGCCAAGCGAGUCGAGCGUCUGAAGCGCAGAGAAAAGCGUAACAAGAUGCUCAGCUCAUAA